AUGGCCGCACAAGGACAAGGCGAACAGUAUUUUGCGACCGUAGCAGCGUUUUUGAAUGGCACGCUAUCACCUGACCAGAAACUCCGAAAGGAAGCCGAGGAACAGCUAUUCUCGGCAGAGAAACAACAGCCGAAUUUUUCAAUAGCUCUACUGAAAUUAGUCGCAAACGAAAACAUUGAUUUGCAGAUCCGCUUUGCAGCGGCUCUUUUUUUCAAAAAUUAUGUCAAGAGAAACUGGCUCGAGGAGAGCGAUCUACUUCCUGACGAUAUUCGGAUGACAAUUAAAGCGGAGAUUAUCGACAUCUUGGUUGCUAUACCCGACAGGAUAAGACCGCCACUUAGCGAUGCUGUAUCUCUGAUCAGCGAAAGUGAUUUCCCAGAGAAAUGGGAAACUCUUAUUCAGCAACUUGUGACGAAAUUGACUGUCAAAGAUUUCACACAAAAUAACGCGAUUUUAGAUACUGCACAUGCUAUAUUCAAGAGAUGGCGCCACGAAUUUCGUUCAGAUACGCUGUAUUCAAGCAUUAAUUUUGUACUUAGUCAAUUCUGUCAACCUUAUUAUGAAUUACUAAAGGCGACAGAUUCUCUAAUUGAAGUAAAUGCCAACAACAAACCAGUGCUUACAGUAUUAUUGCAAAGCUUGCUACUUGAAAUGAAAUUAUUUUACGACCUCAAUUACCAAGAUUUGCCGCCUUUCUUUGAGGAUAACAUGGCAGAUUGUAUGAAUUUACUUCACAAGUAUCUGACGUAUACAAACCCUUUGUUCGUAAAUAAGGAUGAUGACGAGGCCGGUCCUUUGGAGAGAAUAAAGGCAUCCAUAUGUGAAAUCGUUGCCUUAUAUACAGCAAAAUUCGAAGACGUUUUCACAAUGCUUCCAACGUUUGUAGAAACGAUAUGGACAUUGCUGACGACUACUGGAAUAUCGCCCAAAUAUGAUAUUCUUGUCAGUCAAGCUAUGGUCUUUUUGACUACGGUUGUCAAGUUGGAGCGAUACCGAUCGCUCUUUAAUCAACCAGAAACGCUGCGACAGUUUUGUGAAGCCAUAGUGCUGCCAAAUAUGACCUUAAGGAGUGUCGAUGAAGAGUUAUUUGAAAUGGAUCCAAUUGAAUACAUUCGAAGAGACAUUGAGGGAUCAGACAGUGAAACUCGUCGACGAGCGGCAACUGAUUUUGUCCGUGGCUUGAUGGUACUUUAUUUGGAACAGAUCACUCAAAUCAUUAAGACCUACGUGGAACAGUACCUCAAUACUUAUAACCAAAAUCCGGCAGUCAAUUGGAAAGAGAAGGAUACGGCAAUAUAUCUAUUGACAUCUAUUGCUGCGCAGGGAUCUGUGACGAAACAUGGCGUUACAGCCAUAAAUAUUUUUGUAAACGUUGUUGACUGGUAUGACCAACAUAUCUUACCCGAUCUUAAAACUCCAACUGACAGCGGUUCCGCUAUUCUAAAAGUUGACGCCUUAAAGUAUCUAUACACCUUUCGUAAUCAGAUGACUAAGGAGAAACUUCUCGAGGCCUUCCCUUAUCUGAUGCAACAUCUGCGAUCUUCUGGUUACGUUGUAUAUACUUAUGCUGCUAUUACUAUAGAAAGAAUUUUAUUCAUGAGACGAGAUAAUGUUUUAGUAUUUAAUCAAAAUGAUAUUCGACCAUACACGCAUGAUCUUUUGAUUAUACUAUUUGGAUUGAUCGAAUCUGCUCCUACCCCGGCGACACUAGCAGAGAAUGACUACUUAAUGAAAGCCGUGAUGCGUGUGCUGUUUACUAGUCGUGAAGAAAUAUCUCCGUAUGUGGGAGAUAUAAUUGAUCAUUUGAACAAAAUACUAAUUGUGAUAAGCAAGAAUCCGAGCAACCCCCAAUUUAAUCAUUAUACAUUCGAGGCUAUUGGCGCUUUGGUGAGGUUCUGUUGCGUUAAUUCACAAGAGAUAUUAAGUCAUAUAGAAGGCGUACUCUUCCCCUCAUUUCAAACCAUUUUACAGCAAGAUGUAACGGAGUUUGUGCCUUAUGUUUUUCAAUUGCUAUCUUCAUUACUCGAAUGUCAUGUUGGACAAGAACUGCCAGAGAUGUAUCAAGCUAUCCUGCCGGCAUUGCUAAAGUCCAACUUGUGGGAAACUCAAGGCAACGUGCCUGCGCUAGUACGUUUACUCCAAGCCUAUCUUCAUAGAUCAACAACAAGUAUCAUUGUCAAUAAUCAACUUGAAGCAAUCCUCGGUAUCUUUCAAAAACUUCUUGCUUCCAAGUUGAACGAUCAACUUGGACUUGAGCUUGUCUCUUCAGUCAUUCAAUAUGUGCCCACGGAGACUUUGAAUCACUAUAUUGGACCUAUAUUUAUUCUUAUAUUAAAGAAAUUACAAAGUACAAAGCAGGAUAAGUUUCUAAUUGUAUUUGUUAAGUUUAUAUUUUGCUUUUUUGCAAUCGAUAAGGAGGGAGCUGGACCAGAUUAUAUAAUCCAAGUCAUUGAUAGCAUCCAGCCAAGUUUAUUCAUGGGGCUCCUCAACGGGCCCAUUAUGCAGAAUUUGCAAAAGGUCCAAGGAAGAAUCGAACGCAAGAUUUGUGCUGUGGGAAUGACACGUCUUUUGACCAAGUCUGAGAAAGUUAUGGGCAGCGAAUAUGCUGAAGUCUGGCCUACUCUUCUAGGCAUGCUUGUGCGAUUCUUUGAGGCACCAACGGAGGUUGAGACACAUGCAGAUGCCGAGGAUAGUCUAUACGAAUUUGACCUCAUCGAGGAUCGAGAAUUUAAGGCACAGUUUGCCAAGCUAAAUUCAACGUCUCGCUUGAAUAACGACCCAGUGGAGAACGUUGUCGAUCCGCGAGUAUUCUUAGCGCAAUCGCUUGUAGAGGCAAACUCGCAAUAUUCUGGGACGGUAUUCAGAUUGAUAUCGGAGAAAGAGCCUCGCGAGUGUGUUGACUAUAUCAACGAAUAUAUGAAACUUGCCGGAUUUGGAAGUCUAAUGUGA
Paraglomus brasilianum is the source of this 2949-nucleotide messenger RNA. Lineage: Eukaryota; Fungi; Glomeromycota; Glomeromycetes; Paraglomerales; Paraglomeraceae. The record is from the annotation of a GenBank genome assembly.